This is a messenger RNA of Penicillium malachiteum, 543 nucleotides long. RefSeq names its product Major facilitator superfamily domain general substrate transporter. NCBI's taxonomy places the organism in Eukaryota, Fungi, Ascomycota, Eurotiomycetes, Eurotiales, Aspergillaceae. Gene Ontology annotation, molecular function: transmembrane transporter activity. The coding region runs from base 1 to 543 and encodes 180 amino acids. Gene Ontology annotation, biological process: transmembrane transport. Gene Ontology annotation, cellular component: membrane. The record is from RefSeq and is a predicted model, not a curated record. The transcript is spliced from 2 exons.
AUGGUCGUAUAUCCGACAUCGUUGGUCGCAAACCUGUCCUCCUUGUAUCUUUCGGAUAGUGCUCUUUGGCUAUAUCUCACGCGUACACUGAGCGGGAUUGGGGCUGGGGGAAUCAGCUUACUCGUUGCAAUUAUUGUUAGUGAAUUGGUGAGCUUGAAAGAACGUGGGAAGUAUCAGGGUAUGGUAAGUAUUGCUAUCGGCAUGGGUGCUCUGGCUGGACCAUUUGUUGCCGGCAGUCUUGUCCAGAAGAGUGAGAAUAGCUGGAGAUGGGUGUUCUGGGUUCCAUCUAUUCUCGCAUUUGUAUAUGUGAUGGUGCUUGUUUUUCUAUUGCCUUUGAAGCCAGUGAAUGGUAGCUGGCGGGAAAAAGCAACAAAGGUUGAUUGGUAUGGAGUUUUAGCUUCUUUCACAGGUAUUGUUCUACUACUGGUAACAUUUCCUCAUCCGAUGAGUAGUUUCUGUUUGGGAUUUAUAGCUGAAUAUCAACUUGACAGAUUCCAAUUAACUCUGGAGUAUAUGGCCAUGGCAUGGUGCUUUGGUUAUUAA